AUGGACCAUCGCGAGUUGGGCAUGUUUGGCGGAUCUGGCUCGAGAGGCAGCACGAACAAUAGCUUCAGUGCGAGUAACAGCAACUCUACUAAUAACAGCUUCGAUAUGAAUGCUCGUGUGGGCGAAAGUGGCAGUGGUCUGGACCCGGUACAGAUGCACUAUUGCGCGGCGUACAGUGCUGCCGAUCUCAAGACGUUCCAUCGCGAGAGAGUUCGGAAGAUGCCACUGAGUGGGCUUGAUCCCAGUAUGCUGAUUGGGUUCUUGUAUUCCGACGAAGCAGAUUGGUGGGAUUUCAAGAGAAGAGUCGGAGAGGCUUGGAGUCAAAUCUCGGAGCCAGAAGACAAUAACCUUAAUAAGGAUGGUGUUGAGGUCGAUGGCCGAGGCGAAGGCGACGAUUCGGAGAACGAGGACAAUGAAGAUGAUGGCGACGGCGACAACGAGCAAUUCUUCGAUACCCAGUCGAGCGGUGCAGGCAGUGGCCAGGAGCGCAGCGAGCGAGGGAGGAGUGACGUGGACAUGGAGGAGGAUAUGGUGGAUCCGGUUACUCCUGGCCCGGGAUCAUCGACCACUGCCGCCUCAACCAACACCGGUGUAGACGAAGGAGCUAUCGCCAUCGCCUCUUUCCUCCUCCAACUUUCCGCCGCUCGCAAAGGGCAAACCGUCCUCAUUGUCCAAACAUGCAUCAAGUUCAGGAAGUGGCAAGAGAUCGAAGAGGACCCACAAACAGAUACCCAUUCCUGUUCUGCUGUCCGCCUUCCUCCCACUACCAGCAGCAACACCAAGAACACUACCCUUUUCCCGGUUGCUCCGGCAGACGACGGGGCGGAUUCACCUCAUGGAGAGAAGAACUGGUCGAGAAGCUCGUCCACGAAGGAUGACGUCAACGUAGGAGGCAAGAGAAUGCACACUGCGCGGGCCCGUGAUGGCGGACGGACGCUAAGCAUUGGGGUAGAGGGCAUCUUGACAGAUGAUUAA
Messenger RNA from Cyclocybe aegerita, 975 nucleotides. Lineage: Eukaryota; Fungi; Basidiomycota; Agaricomycetes; Agaricales; Hemipholiotaceae. The record is from the annotation of a GenBank genome assembly.